GCGGCGGCGGCGGCGGCCAGACAGACUGCAGAUCGACGCACGGACCCAAGGAUUCUUGAGCUUGGGUGCCGGCGGCAGUGCCGUGCGUGCCGCCUGGCCUGAAGGGUGGCCACCUUACCAUGUCGCUCAGCAUCUUCUGAACUAGGAAAGCCCAAGGAUGUCCGCUCUGAGGAAGGUUUUGCCCGGCAUCCUGCAGAAACAUUGCUGCAUCUUACCAGACAGGAACACAGAGUCUCAGUGCACCCUUUGCGGAGAGCCAGAAGAGGAAGAAGCAGGAGACUUGGCCCAGCCGGGCCUCAGCUUCCCUGGACCAGCAGAAGAAGACAUAGACCAACAGUACUCAUGGUCUCCAACGCAGCACUUCAAUGAGGAGAGGUACUCACCCGCACCCAGGAACAUGAAAGGGUUAACUGGAAGCCGGAACCAGCCUCAAAUAUGUGCGGGUCAUACCUGUGGCCUGUCACCCCCUGAUGACUGCGAGCACCCCCACGAUCACAUGCACCAUGGGCCAGAUGUGCGGCAACCUUAUCUUCUCAGCCCAGCUGAGAGCUGCCCAAUGGACCACCACCGUUGCUCACCCAGGAGCUCCGUCCACUCAGAGUGUAUGAUGAUGCCUGUGAUGUUGGGAGACCAUGUGUCCAGUAGCACCUUCCCCAGAAUGCACUACAGUUCACACUAUGACACGAGGGAUGAUUGUGCCAUGUCCCACACAAACACAAAAGUAAAUCGCAUCCCCGCCAACCUCUUGGACCAGUUUGAGAAACAGCUACCCCUGCACCGGGAUGGUUUCCAUACACUGCAGUACCAGAGGGCCUCAGCUGCCACAGAGCAGCGAAAUGAGAGUCCAGGCAGAAUCCGGCAUCUGGUCCACUCGGUCCAGAAACUCUUUACCAAGUCUCAUUCUUUGGAGGGAUCAUCCAAGAGCAACAUCAAUGGGACUAAGAGCGACAGUCGGGUGGAUGACCACCACCACAGUCACCAUUCUAAACACAGCAAAAGGAGUAAAAGCAAAGAGCGGAAGCCAGAGAGCAAGCACAAGUCUGGUAUGAGCAGCUGGUGGAGUUCUGACGAUAACCUGGACAGUGACAGCACAUACCGGACACCCAGUGUGGCUAACCGCCACCACAUGGACCACAUCUCUCACUGCUACCCUGAGGCGCUGCAGAGCCCUUUUGGGGACCUUUCUCUAAAGACUUCCAAAAGCAACAAUGAUGUUAAGUGCUCAGCCUGUGAAGGCUUGGCCCUGACGCCCGACACCAGGUACAUGAAACGUAGCUCUUGGUCCACUCUCACAGUGAGCCAGGCUAAGGAGGCCUACCGCAAGAGCUCCCUGAACUUGGACAAGCCCCUGGUCCACCCAGAGAUCAAGCCUUCCCUGCGGCCGUGCCACUACCUCCAGGUGCCUCAGGAUGACUGGGGUGCAUAUCCCACAGGUGGCAAAGAGGAAGAGAUACCCUGCCGCAGGAUGAGAAGUGGCAGCUACAUCAAAGCCAUGGGUGAUGAGGAGAGUGGAGAGUCAGACUCCAGCCCCAAAACAUCUCCAAAGGUGACCCUCCGGCCAGAGCCCCUGCUGAAGUCCAUUGUACAAAGACCACUUGGAGACCACCAAACCCAGAGCUAUCUGCAAGCUGCCAGUGAGGUGCCUGUUGGUCACAGCCUGGACCCAUCAGUCAACUACAACUCCCCGAAGUUCCGGUCCAGAAACCAGAGCUACAUGCGGGCCGUGAGCACCCUGAGCCAGGCCAGCUGUGUGAGCCAGAUGAGUGAAGCAGAGGUCAAUGGGAAGUUCGAGUCAGUGUGUGAAUCUGUCUUCAGUGAAGUUGAAUCUCAGGCCAUGGAUGCCCUUGACCUUCCUGGAUGUUUCCGGACAAGGAGUCACAGUUACCUUCGAGCCAUCCAAGCUGGUUACUCCCAAGACGAUGAAUGUAUUCCCGUGAUGACACCCUCCAACAUGACCUCAACCAUCAGGUCAACAGCAGCUGUCUCCUACACAAAUUAUAAGAAGACGCCUCCCCCGGUGCCUCCACGGACCACCUCCAAGCCUCUGAUUUCAGUGACAGCCCAGAGCAGCACAGAAUCUACACAGGAUGCCUACCAGGACAGCCGUGCCCAGAGAAUGUCCCCCUGGCCCCAAGAUGGCCGUGGCCUCUACAACUCCAUGGACAGUCUGGACAGCAACAAGGCCAUGAAUUUAGCUUUGGAAACAGCUGCAGCUCAGUGCCAUGCCGCUGAUACUCAGAGUGGCUCCACAAGGACCAGUGACAAGGCCAUCCUGGCAUCCAAGGCUGAAGAGCUCCUCAAAAGCCGCUGCUCCUCCAUCGGAGUCCAGGAUUCUGAAUUCCCUGAUCAUCAACCCUACCCAAGGUCAGAUGUAGAAACAGCCACGGAUUCCGACACGGAGAGCAGAGGCCUACGGGAGUACCACUCUGUUGGUGUGCAAGUAGAAGACGAAAAGCGGCAUGGUCGCUUCAAGCGCUCAAACAGUGUCACAGCGGCUGUGCAGGCUGACCUGGAGCUGGAGGGCUUCCCUGGACAUAUCACCAUGGAGGACAAGGGCCUGCAGUUCGGAUCCUCCUUCCAACGACAUUCAGAGCCCAGUACCCCGACCCAGUAUGGGGCACUGAGGACUGUGCGGACGCAGGGCCUCUUCAGUUACAGGGAGGACUACAGGACACAGGUGGACACUGUCGCUCUGCCUCCACCCGACCCCUGGCUUGAGCCAUCACUGGACACGGUGGAGACCGGCAGGAUGUCCCCAUGCCGGAGGGAUGGCUCAUGGUUUCUGAAACUGCUGCACACAGAGACGAAGAGGAUGGAAGGCUGGUGCAAGGAGAUGGAGAGGGAAGCUGAGGAGAACGACCUCUCGGAAGACAUUCUAGGAAAGAUCAGGAGUGCUGUCGGGAGUGCUCAGCUGCUCAUGUCCCAGAAAUUCCAGCAGUUCUACUGGCUUUGCCAGCAGAAUAUGGACCCCAGCGCCAUGCCAAGGCCAACAUCACAGGAUCUGGCUGGCUAUUGGGAUAUGCUACAGCUGUCUGUGGAAGACGUCAGCAUGAAGUUUGAUGAACUGCACCAGCUGAAACUCAGUGACUGGAAAAUAAUAGAAUCACCCGAAAGAAAGGAAGAAAGGAAGAUCCCCCCUCCAAUACCAAAGAAGCCCCCCAAGGGGAAAUUCCCCAUCACAAGGGAAAAGUCCCUGGACCUGCCAGACCGACAGCGCCAAGAAGCCCGGCGCCGGCUAAUGGCAGCCAAGAGAGCCGCCUCCUUCCGCCAGAACUCUGCCACGGAGAGGGCAGACAGCAUUGAGAUCUAUAUCCCUGAGGCCCAGACUCGGCUCUGAGGACCAGAGGUGGCCACACACGCCUGGUUUUGUUCUUUUACACAAAAUGCUUGUACAGUUUAUUGCCUACCUGGUAGUUUCUGUCUCACCCUCCACCGGAUUCGCCCUUGCCGUGUUCUCUGCACUGUAGACAGUGGACACUCCGAUUCCUAGUUUGCUGAGCUCAUGGCAAGACUGACUGAAGGACAUCGGCUCUGAGGAACAGGCUUGGUGAGGCCUGACUUACCUCCCUGUUCGAAGAGGGCCGCCCAGUGGCCUCUUGCGAUGGAACCUAGCUUUCACUUUGUUACUUAUAUUUUUAUAAAUUGUGUGAUAACCAGAGGUCACUACAAACGGGUGCAUCUCCCCACUCUUGAGAGGCAUUAGACAUCCAAGUGGAAGGUGCUACAAUUCGAAGGGCAGGAAAGACAGAGAAACCUGUUCCCUCUCAUCUGAGUUACUCCCCCCAGCUAAGUUGUCCCAAGUCCCUGCUGUCCUCACAGGUCCUGCCAGCACAGGAAGCACUCGGUUCCUUGGUUGACAUUUUGUGAUGA
Molecule: messenger RNA, 3870 nt
Organism: Phodopus roborovskii (desert hamster)
Lineage: Eukaryota; Metazoa; Chordata; Mammalia; Rodentia; Cricetidae
Gene: Dlgap2
Product: DLG associated protein 2
Exons: 15
Coding region: 158-3337 (1059 amino acids)
Biological process (GO): signaling
Cellular component (GO): postsynaptic specialization; glutamatergic synapse
Molecular function (GO): molecular adaptor activity
Source: RefSeq, a predicted model, not a curated record